Messenger RNA from Orbicella faveolata, 1288 nucleotides. RefSeq names its product putative G protein-coupled receptor CG31760. NCBI's taxonomy places the organism in Eukaryota, Metazoa, Cnidaria, Anthozoa, Scleractinia, Merulinidae. Gene Ontology annotation, molecular function: G protein-coupled receptor activity. Gene Ontology annotation, biological process: G protein-coupled receptor signaling pathway. The record is from RefSeq and is a predicted model, not a curated record. Gene Ontology annotation, cellular component: membrane.
AAUUAGGCCUUCUUAGACGUUCUCCAUCUUGGUCUUACAUGGCGAGCACAAUCUGGGGAGAGCAUACAAUCUUGCGCUUGACAUCCGAAAGCAAGAUGGCAACCGUUUCAAGUUAGUUCUGGGCCCGGACGACACACUGAAAAAGGGACUUUAAUUCUUUGCAUAUGCGUGUAGACAAAAUUACACAAGAUUGAAUCGGAAAGCGUUGAGCCAAUUCUAAACUUAGAUCGUAGUUAGAUGUAUUUGUAUGAAGUCGUGCAUUCCCUCCUUUUGUGGUUAUAAUUUCAUCAGUAAAAACUGAUAUUAUAAGUUCAUCGAGGUUUUAGUUAGCAGUAACUAAUUGUCUUGAAUAUAACAGGGAAAGAUGAAGAAGGAUGUGAUGCAGUAGUAACGUAUAAAACUUGUUUUAGUUUUUAUUUCCAUAUUUAUUUUUCUCACAGGCGAUUUUAUUCUUUUGGUGGGCUCCAUGUUUUUGUGCUUCCGGGUUCGAAAUGCUCCAUCAGCCUACAACGAAACCAGAUUCAUUUCUUGGGCAGUUUACAAUGCCAUGUUUAUCACGUGUUUUGUCGGCGUGUUGAGGAUUCUGACAGUCAACAACACCAAUCCCGACAUUCUGUUCGCGACGGAAUUUAUUCUCAUCCAGAUGACGGCUACCGUGACGAUAUUGCUGCUGUUUAUACCAAAGUUCGUGUUAUUACGUAAGAUAAGUGGACAAGAGAUCAGUCGGCGAUUAACUGGCCAUCCGAGAGGUUCAAUCCAGACCCCUAACGGCAGUUGCUUGAAUGAUGCGGCCACUUUGGAGAGAGAAAACGAAGAUUUAAAGGAUGAAGUCAAGAGACUGGCUCUAAAGGUGGCCUAUCUGCAUUCUUGUCUCAUGAAGGACAAAAAUAAACAUUUAAAGAGUGCUAGCAACAGUCUUUGUCGAGUUCGCGCCGCUACCAUGGAUGACUUUAACGAUAGUACGCUGAAAAAAAUGUCUUCAUCACCGGUUUCCAGGUUCCUGAGUUCGCACGUCUGAGAGAGGACUAGGGACUAAUUUUCUCGUCAUUGCCUGCCGGUGUUUCGAUGUACUUUUCAUAUCGCCCGGUACGGGUUGCUGGAUGCACCGCCUAUCUAACACAUCUCUAAGAAGUUUAAAAAGCUCAUUUUGAAUCCUUUUGUUUUAGAGCUUAAGGUAAAUUUUUAUAUUACUGGCAAGACGCUGAGAUCAAUUGGUAGCAAUAGGCACCUAAGUCCUUUCACAAUUUAAUUUCAACCCAGUCAAGUGACCUUGUCAAUCACAGAAUAU